GCUGUCAUCACGCUAUUAUAAUACAUGAAGUAUUUGUUUCAGUGUGUCAUAAUAAGUACAUUAUAUAGCUCCUCAAAUAUUGACGUUUAUAUUUCUAAUUAUGGGUGUAAAAAAUAUAUCAAAAUUUUAAGUUUCAAAUCUGCCAUGCUACACAGCUGAAAAAUGUCUGUAAGAACAAAAAUUCUUGGUUUCGUUGACGUGAUUCUAAGGGUUCCGCCGUUAUUCUUACUAGACGAGAUUUUCAAAAUCGGCCUGGGGCUGCCCCUAGCAAAUGAAGAGCCUUAUCUGGACCUAAAUGUCACGAAAGUGAUACUCACGGAUGCUGAACAAAUAACUUAUGACAAUGAUUUUUAUAGAGUUUUAUUAACGACAGCCUGCAAAUUUAUAGUAUGUUGUCUGGGUUGUAUAAGUGCUCUUUGCAUAUUUACAUUAUGGACGAAACAUUUGGUGGUUGUGUAUAUGUACCUUCUUUCCAUAGCAAUAAUAGUUCUUUCAUACUUAGGAAAUGUUUCUUUGAUCAAGGCUUUGGUUGACAAACCGUCUUUAGUAGAAAUGGUUAUCCAUUCAAACUAUAGUGUACUGUUGGAAACUGAAGGUCCAGUAUUUCAACUGUGUUCACACUUACUGGGUCAACUAAUAAUGGGGUUUUCAUUCCAAUAUGUACACAUGGGGCCGAGAUAUUCAGUUAUGCAAAAGUUGUUGCCAUACACCUUCCUUUUUCCUCUCACGAUAGCUUUGUUUCCAAUACCAAGAGAACUUCUAAAACACGUUGCUAUGAUUGCAACAUUAGUGCCCCUGGCCUUAGUUAAAAUUGCUUUGUGGGUGUCAGCAUUUGAUGUCGUGGAAACUUUGUAUGGAGGCUUUCAACAUGCAAGAAACUAUGCCAGCAAUUAUGGAUUAUCUGCAUUAGUUGAAUCAGAGUGGCAAAGAUUGAAUGUUCCAUGUGUUCUGAGAGCUUUUUGGAUGAUUAGAUUAUUUGAACAAUUAUCUAACAUUAUUGAAGAAAACAAUAUUACAUUUAUGGGAGCUGUACAGACCCUUCUUGUAUGUGGAUGUGAAACAGUAACAGCAGUACUGGGCAUGACUAGUGUAGUAUCUUUAAUUUCGCAUUACAUAGGGAAAUUCUUUCAAAUGUUUUUAUUAACUGAUGAUGAUGAAGACAAAUCAAUGGCUACUGUUUCAGCAAUAGUUUUUUAUAUAUUAGCAUUACAAACAGGUUUAACAUCUCUUUCACCUGAGAAGAGAUUUGUAAGAUUAUGUCGUAAUCUGUGUCUUCUUGUCACAGCAUUAUUGCACUACAUACAUAACAAUGUAUCACCAUUAUUGAUGUCUCUGAGUGCCGCCAGGAAUCCAUCUAGGAAUCGUCAUAUUCGAGCUUUAUUGGUAUGUCUGUUUCUGGUACUUGCUCCUUUAGUAUUACUUGCUGCCCUGUGGUCUCGGCAUCCUACAUCUACAUGGCUUCUAGCAGUAACAGCUUUUAGCAUUGAAUUAAUUGUUAAGGUUCUAGUGUCAUUAGCCACAUACACAUUAUUUUUACUCGAUGCUAGAAGAACAACAUUUUGGGAACCCUUAGAUGAUUAUGUUUACUACAUCAGAGGAUUUGGCAAUGGUGUAGAAUUUUUGUUUGGCAUAUUUUUGUUUUUCAAUGGUGCAUGGAUUCUGAUAUUUGAGUCAGGUGGAGCUAUUCGGGCUGUGAUGAUGUGUGUACAUGCAUAUUUUAAUAUAUGGUGUGAAGCACGAGCUGGGUGGGGAGUUUUCAUGAAACGUAGGACAGCUGUACAUAAAAUUAGGUCCUUGCCGGAAGCGACAAAAGAAGACUUGGAACAACUGGCCGACGUUUGUGCCAUUUGCUACCAGGAAAUGACGGCGGCUAAAAUUACGAGAUGCAGGCACUUUUUCCAUGGUGUUUGUUUGAGAAAGUGGUUAUACGUUCAAGAUAGCUGCCCAUUGUGCCAUGAGUUGCUUCAUGCCGAGCGUGAGAACUAAGUGACUUUGUACUAGGAUAACAUUCAGACUUUUAUAAUUAAGACAUUUGGAAGAUGUGUAAUUUGGGAUAUCAGGAAUAGGUUAUGAGAAUUUAAAUUACUUGUAUAUACUGUGAAUUGUGCACAAUGAAAUUAUGUGAACUUGGAAACUUCAUUUGAAUAGAAUAGAAAACGGUAUUUGCAAAUAAGUGUUUUGCAGAGGGUGCUUGUAAUAUAUAUUACUAGUAGC
Messenger RNA from Ctenocephalides felis (cat flea), 2214 nucleotides. RefSeq names its product protein TRC8 homolog (gene Trc8). Gene Ontology annotation, biological process: ERAD pathway. Gene Ontology annotation, molecular function: ubiquitin protein ligase activity. Lineage: Eukaryota; Metazoa; Arthropoda; Insecta; Siphonaptera; Pulicidae. Gene Ontology annotation, cellular component: endomembrane system; endoplasmic reticulum. The transcript is spliced from 6 exons. The record is from RefSeq and is a predicted model, not a curated record. Bases 163 to 1986 code for a protein of 607 amino acids.